Messenger RNA from Micromonas pusilla CCMP1545, 1536 nucleotides. RefSeq lists its product as uncharacterized. Lineage: Eukaryota; Viridiplantae; Chlorophyta; Mamiellophyceae; Mamiellales; Mamiellaceae. Gene Ontology annotation, cellular component: protein folding chaperone complex. The coding region runs from base 1 to 1536 and encodes 511 amino acids. Gene Ontology annotation, molecular function: protein binding. The record is from RefSeq and is a predicted model, not a curated record. The transcript is spliced from 2 exons.
AUGGGGGACGCCGCGCCCCCUCCGGAGCCCGUCGACGCGCGGUUCGAGUCCUUCCUCGACGCCGCCGCGGACGCGUCCCUCCCCGAGGACAUCCGCGCGCAGAUACGCGCCGGGCUGACGCGCCAACACGCGAACCCUCCGGUGAGACCCACGGAGGCGAUCCUUCGAUCACGCCUCACCCCGACGCGCGUCCGCGAGCUCGCGUACUACCCCGACGACGACGACGCGGAGCUGUACGCGCUGCUGAUACGCUCGCCGCCGGAUGGCGCGCCGAGCGAUCACCCCGCGGCGCGAUGCCAGGUGACCUACCUCAUGACGCUGUACCUGAGCCACUCGAAGCGAUGGGCGUUCGCGAAGCGGUUCGUCCUCGCCGGCGGCCUCGUCACGCUCGUAAACCUGCUCGAUCACGAUGACCUCAGGCUGCGCGGGCAAGCGAUGGAGACGUUCGUCGCGCUGACGCACGAGGAGCUGUACCCGUGGCACGACCCCCCGGAGCGAUCGAGCACGUCGGACGUCGCGGUGCAUCGACGGAUGCUCGAGCUGGCGGCGUCGCCGUUGAUUUCGCGCCUGUGCGAAAAUUUCAAAGCCGACGCGACGUUCCCGGGCGGCGCUCGGAUGGCGCUGCGGACGUUCGCGUUCUACGCGUCGUGGCUGCGGCUGCGACACUGCCCGCACAACGUCCUACGGCUAUCGCCGGACCUCCUCGAGCUGCUCCGCGCGUGGGAGAGCGAGGACGGCGCGGGCGAGGAAGAGAAGGCGCUGGCGAAGGCGUUGGCGGACGACUUCGGCGGCGUCGACGACGAUUCGGACGACGCGCGGAGAGACGCGGUGAAGCGCGCGAUGGAAGCGAACGGCGGGGUCGUGCCGACGUUGAACGGGCCGGUCGCGGUGAGGGCGGCGAUGGAGAGGGCGGCGGAGGCGAAGAGGGCGAAGGCGUCCGCCGCGGGGGAGGAGGAGGAGGACGACGACGAUUGCGUCGUCGUCGCGGACCGCACGGUAAAGUUGAACGCGUCGACGUCCGCGUCCGCCGCGACGACGACGACGACGACGACGCCCACCACUCACACUUCCUCCUCCUCCUCCUCCAAGAGCUUCUACGACGCGGACGCGGACGAGACGGACAGCGGCGAGGUUCAUAAAACGCGCGGAAACGAGGCGUUUUCAAACGGGCGCUACACGGAUGCGAUUCGUCACUACGGCGCCGCCGUCGACGCGCCGGUGUCGUACGGCAAACUCUUCGACGAAGCCCCUCGCCGCGCGGCGUACCACGCGAACCGCGCGGCGGCGUACCUCGCCCGCGGGGCGCUCCCCGGCGGAGGCAAGGCAGAGGUGUCGAAGGACGUCUCCGGGCAUCUGAUGGACGCCGUCGUGAAGCGCGAAGACUCCGCCGCGAAGUGGUGCGAGAUGCACGCCAAGGCGGCGCUGUUGGACUGCGACGCCGCGCUCGAGUUUCAACCCGGGCGAGCGAAGGCGAAGUAUCGCAGAGCGACCGCGCUGUGGCGGCUGGGGAGGAUCGAGGAGGCGAAGAAGAGGUGA